Anoplopoma fimbria (sablefish) is the source of this 5209-nucleotide messenger RNA. It is a transcript of the gene rhoua, whose product is annotated as ras homolog family member Ua. Gene Ontology annotation, molecular function: GTPase activity; GTP binding. The coding region runs from base 302 to 1114 and encodes 270 amino acids. Lineage: Eukaryota; Metazoa; Chordata; Actinopteri; Perciformes; Anoplopomatidae. The transcript has 4 exons. Gene Ontology annotation, biological process: small GTPase-mediated signal transduction. The record is from RefSeq and is a predicted model, not a curated record.
UGUCUGUCCGACAGACCGGACACAGACUGUAACAGACGGCCAACCUUAAUUUAAUCCCCGCUCUUUUAUCUUGAUUACAUUUCAGUCAACCAUGAAGACAGCGACGGACAACAGGUCAGUGUUUGGGGCAGAGUAGAAGUUCAAACUUUUUUUGUGAUUUAAUUAUGCAAACUAAAAGGACGCGGACCGCAGCGACACCGAGCAGCCGCUCCGCAGCCCGUCACAUGUGAAGGACCGAUGGACGAUGUGAACGCUGGCCCGAACCGGGACUGAGUCUCCUGCCCGGGUCUCCUCGGGCUACAUGUCACCCUCCUCUCCGUACCAGAUGCCUCUGCGGGGCGACGGGGGCUACAAGUCGGCACCGGUGUCCCCUGCUCCGCCUGUCCCACCGCGGAGGGUCAGGGGCUCCGGCCGGACGCGGCGGUCCGGAGCCCAGGCGGCGGGGUCCGGAGCAGCGGAGAGGCGGGUGAAGUGCGUGCUGGUGGGAGACGGAGCUGUGGGGAAAACCAGCCUGGUGGUGAGCUACACCACCAAUGGGUAUCCGACCGAGUACGUCCCCACGGCGUUUGACAACUUCUCAGCGGUGGUAUCAGUGGACGGUCAGCCAGUCAAACUACAACUCUGUGACACAGCCGGGCAGGAUGAGUUCGACAAGCUGCGGCCUCUGUGCUACACCAGUGCGGAUGUGUUCCUGCUGUGCUUCAGCGUCGUCAGUCCUGCCUCCUUCCAAAACGUUCCUGAGAAGUGGAUUCCAGAGAUCCGGAGACACGCACCCUGCGCUCCCCUCGUCCUCGUUGGGACGCAGUGUGACCUCCGAGAAGAUGUCAAGGUUCUCAUUGACCUGGCUAAGUACCGGGAGCGACCCGUGGACCCAGCAGAUGCCCGCGACUGUGCGAUGGAGAUUGGAGCUGUGUCCUACAUGGAGUGCUCUUCCCUGACCCAAAAGAAUUUGAAAGAAGUGUUUGACACGGCCAUACUGGCCAGCCUGCAGAACUACAGCUCCCAUAAGCACCCGAGAGGGAAACAGAAACGAAGAAAAAAGCAAAGGCAGACACCGGACAAGAUGAAGAGUCUGUCCAAGUCAUGGUGGAAGAGGUACUGCUGUGUGGCCUAGAGCAUUUUGGGUCCAAGACUCUGAUCCUCUGUUGACUUCAGCUGGGUUUGGGUUCUGCCUGGACAAGCUUUCAGUUUGAGUUUCUGUCUGAUGGAGCCUGAUGUUGAGCAGGACCUUGACUGGACCGUUGCUGGGAACCAAAGUAAGACUGUCAUGGAUCUACAAUUUUUUACUUUUUGUUUUUAUUUGAAGAGGGGUUUUAGUCUUAUCAUAAAAGAGAUUAACAACCGAGCCCAGCCUGGUUCUAACAAAACCUGCUCUAAUGACAUAGCUUGUUUCUAACCUGGUUUCAACCUGGUGCCUCCAGUAAGAUCCCUCUGAAGGAGAAGGUGAUCCAACCUCUCCUGGAAUUUAACUGGUAUGUACUGGGACUAGCAGGAGACCCUUUCCAUGUCAUAGUGGAAAGGACAAUGUUGCUUAUGAGUAGACCGGUCCAGAUUUGAACAACAAAAAGUAUUGUCUGUGGUUAACUCAUAUAAUGGAAUAGUGUUUAGUCUGGUGAUCUCGUAAUAACCGUCGCGACCUGGUAUGGAUUUAUGUCUGCUUUAUGUAUGUAUGCUUGUCCCAUAGCCUGGAACUGAGCUUGACUCUCUGAAACUGCAUCUUAACCUCCUCUGUCUAACGUGUUUCCUACACUCAUGAUUAGAAACAACUGCUGACUGAAGCGUCUUUCUGAUCAGAAUUUGUCCUUAUUCACAUUAUUGACAUGAAAAGAAGAAGUAAUUCAGUAUUUUCUGACAUGAUCGCCAUGAUCAGUCAACAAAUCCAGCACAGGUUGAUUUUAGAAACUUCUUGUUAUGGCUGGGACCAUUGUUGCUCUGAUGACAGACUUUAUUAAGCAGCUAAUCAUUGGUCAUAUGCUCAGUUUAACAAGGUGCAUCCUAUAAACCUGAUCUGAAACCUGAAUCAUGGUUUACCUUUUAUUUUAGUCUCGGUCUGAACAUUUCAUGGAAUAAUGUCCGGCUUAGUUUAAGUGCGUUUUUCUUCACGUCCCACUGUUGAAUACCAAACAUUCACCAAAUGUAUUAACUCUCUGCUGAAUGAAGCCAGACAGGGAAUACGUUUGGUGAGUCUGAGGUGUAAGGCGCAUAUUGUAUCUUAUUUGAAAAGAACUAAUGCUGAUAUCUUUAUCCCCAUGAGGGUAAAAUAAGGUCAUUCAUCGUCCUCAUCUAUCAUACAUAAGUAUUAAAGGACUCAACAGUCUGCGCCUUAUGUAUGUGGUUUGGUUAAACAAAAAUAUGUGAACUCUGGUGGUGGUGGACUGUGGACUGGCUAGCACUUGACCUUAAGAAGGACAUUUUGUAAUUUAAUUGAUUUUCUUCUCUUCAUCAUGAUCAUAUUGUUCCACAAGCCGCAGCUUUGCUCAGUAUGACAAGUGACUUCUGCCAAACAGCCGCCAGUAAGUUACGGGACACUUAGCAGCCUUACUGUAAGUGUGAGCACUUAACAGAAUUAGAUCAAACAAGUGCUCUUUGCAUGUGUUUGAAUUUACAAAAUGGAGUCAGAUGUUUAUUUCUGCAGCUCUGUAGCCAGAAAAUACAUUUAGCUUUUCAAUGCAAUUAUGUAUCUAAGUUUGAAUUAUGUACAUAUUCAGUGAACUCUGUUCUUAGUAGUUAUGAGCUAUAGUUAGAUUUAUCAUUUUUGUUGCUCUGCGUUUGUUCCUUUUACCCCAAAUAUGCCAAUUAUUAUAACAGAUGUAACCAUUGAUCAAUUCUAUAAUACUGCUAUAAUACUAGACAUCCUAUUUGUCCCUCCUAUGUCUUGUGUGCUCUGUUAGUUUUGCAGCCUCUUUUAUCUCCAGUAGAUUAAGUUCAUAUGUUGUAAAGCAGAAAUAAAAAGGCAAACUAAAACGCAAAAUGUGUGGAUGUCAAACAGUCAGCUGCCACACCUUCCUUUGUACAUUGUAGAUUCUAAAACAAGAACAAAACCCAAUAAUCUACAACUAGUUCUCCACCGCGCCUUCAUCAGAAUGGGUCUUUGUAGUAGAGCCACUGCAGCAGAAAGGAAAAGGGUUCAACCCAGUUGAAGUCUGCAAUGGAUUCAAGGCAGAUCUGCCAUUUUUCUAAUGUGUAUCAUGAGCACAGAAAAUAAUUUUCACACAUUGACAAAUGUGUGGUUCAAAGUCACUUCUCUACUGGUGCUAAAUGGAGUGAUCUGUGAUGUGCCUUGAAAUUCAACAAAGAAUAAGUCCUUUUAAAUUUAACUGCACUGAGAACAAAACAUGUUAAAAUUGAAAAGAAAAUCACAGUUUGGCGUUUAUGCAGGGUUUUCAGUCUAGUUAUUGCAAACUGAGAUGAGACUGCCAGAAGAUGCACAAUCAUAGUAGAGGAUUUUUAUGAUAAAAGUAUGUGGAAUACUAAGUCACCCAAGCACAAUUGAAGCUUGAAAUUGGCACCAAAGUUUGAUUUUUAACAGACUUUUCUUUAAAAGAUGUCCUUAUGAUUUUACCACAAGUUGUGUACUUAUGCAUACAGUGUUGUUUUCUCUGAGAGAACUAAGAACUUUAUCUAAAAUGUAUCUGAAAUCCAAAUUUUGAUUUUAGGCCUGAGAGUAAAACUAAGACUCCAGAUUUUCAGAAAAUGCUCUACUGGAGCUGUUUGGUAGAUUUCUGCUGCAGACGAUACAACUGCGACUGAAUGGGUUCACUGUGUCUCGAUGUUUUACUCAUGAUAGCAAAUGCAUUGUUUCUUGCUAUGGGGAAAAAAAUGCAUAAUAAGUUGCUUGUCUUUCUGUUUGUGUGCAUUCUUGGCUGAUGGUGGAUUUAAGUAGGGUAAAGGUCACACAGACCCUUAUGACAGCUUGCAUUUCCUCUGUCAGGUCUGAUCCGUUUUACCUACGUACAUGUAUGAUUUAUAGAGAGCACAUGAGUUUCUCUUCACAGUGGGUGUGUUUGCAUACAGCAUGUGAUUUGGGCCUGUUUUAAUACAGAGAAAAAUAUAAAACCUGCUGUUUUGUGUUAGUUUAUUCCUGUUUAAAUAAAUGAAAACAACAUAAAUGAUGAAAACAAUAACCUGCAUGUUUCUGACAAAGACUUGAGGAUGACUCCAUCUUUGCUUGGUUCUCCUCUAACUCCUGGUAAAUUAAGCGUAUGCUAUAAUCAUUGAAAGUGAGCCCCUGCCGUCUCCUCCUGCAUCAAGUGAUUAUUAGUUUCAUAGUAACACAAGUAGAGAGAGGGCAUUCGUUUUUUAACUGAAGUUAGCGAAAGCUUCUGGCCGUACCAGACCAAGUAAUGCUGGAGCAGUGGAAACAUUGUGCUUUUCUUUUCUUAUGAAUUCAACUUUUCAUGUGUAAGGCUAAGGUUGUGCUAUUUCCUUAUUUCAAAAAUGACAAAGUUUCGCUUUAGUGUUUUAACUGCUUGUCAAGACCCAGCCGAGGCUGGUUGAUCCACGGUGGUGUGUGUGUCGACAGAUGAACGGCUUUGUUAUGUUGAACAGAUGGGUCUCUGAAAGUGAACUGUUGUGUUUUAAGAGAGUCAGAGGAGAGACAUUAAGGGUGACUGUCCACACUAUGUAGACAGAGUGGUGUGCUGCAAAGUCUGUGUUUUGUUGAAGGUUAGACAGAAAUGUUCAUGCUCUGUUUUUGGGACAGGUGCAAAGUCUGGAUGUGGAUUGGAAAAUAUGAGUAUGACUGUAAUGGCUGACUUAAGCUAUUGUGAAUAAUUUGGUGUUGGAAUUUACAAACCAUAUACAAAAUGAAACAGUGUCUGUAUGUGAAUGACCUCGGAUAACUGGAAGAAAAUCAUUUUUUAAUAGACUUUACUUGACACUAAAUUCACAUAUAAUCCAGUGAGUUUAAACCAAAGCUGACAGCCUGGGGAAACAGACAGAAUGGUUCAUUCUUGAGAUUUCCUUGUUUUAUUGAAGUUGAUACCCCCUAAAGCACACCUGAGCUUACUCUCAUGGGCCACCAGCUGAGAGCUUCUCACCCCACUCAGCCUGUGUGAAAAACACUUUUUUCCUGCAUGUAAAAACAUUGCAACAGAGCGCACGCUGCUGCAAUCUGCUCACACUGAAUUCUGUUUGACCGAGGACGUCAGUCAAAAUGAGCGUGUUUGUACAGAAGUUUUAUACCCUGAGAAAUAAAGAAUAUUUGGUA